Molecule: messenger RNA, 2139 nt
Organism: Fusarium fujikuroi IMI 58289
Lineage: Eukaryota; Fungi; Ascomycota; Sordariomycetes; Hypocreales; Nectriaceae
Exons: 1
Coding region: 1-2139 (712 amino acids)
Source: RefSeq, a predicted model, not a curated record
AUGUCUACCAACCUGCUCUCAGAGCUCAAGCAGUUUCUCGGCGCUUUCCUUAGGCCAAACGAUGCCGCUGAGGGUGAGCCUGCCGCUCGCUUCGCGCAUAUUCAGAUGCCUCCAUACCGUCUCGGUAAAGAGGGUCUGAUGAAUUUGAUCAACAACGAGGUCAUACAUAGCAGCUUCGCUGAGAAAGCUGGUAUGAACCUCUUUGUUGUUCCUGAAUCAGAGAAGUCUGACCAGUUCGGUGCCGAACAUGAUGUCGUCAGCUCACAAACUCUGACCUUCUCGGCCCUGCUGGAUGCACUUCGAAUCACCAGACAGGCGUCUGGCAGUGACCUUGGAUGGGGUUACAACUUGAUGGGUGAUGCCGAGGCGGACUUUCGAGUUCGCAAUAUCCUGCCCCUGUCUGUUGUCUUGGUGCUUCAGCUGGACCCUGAAAUGUCUGCCGAUUGCGCUCUGUCGCUGAUUGGUAUUGUUCAGUGGGCACUAUUCGUGUCCACUGUGGUGCCAUUCUCAAAUAUUCGUGUCCUGACCGUGUCUGUUGACGAGGAUGCCAACUUUCUCUCCAAGCUUGUGCAUUUCUCGGCUCCUGACAUCGAGGUCGCGUCAAUGAAUCUGGCCGCCCACGGCGAGCAGAAUCCUGACCAUGGCUCUGUGGUAUUCAAGAGCCAUAGCAUUGAGCUCUGUGUCGAAAAGAUCCGGGAAAGCCUGGAGUCGAACAAAGACCGUCGCCUUCUAGUCCUGUCUUUCGAUGCCGACAUCACAAAGCCUUUGAUACAAAAGUUAGGCAGUGAUGACAAAGCCCGGUUCAAGAUUAUAACUGCUGGGACUGCACCUCCAGAUGUCAACGCAGUCCCGGCGGAGAAGAGUCUCAUUCUUCGGUUCCCGAAGCCGGUGUCAUUCCUUCCCCUUGAGUUCCAAGGUUUUGAUGAACUCCACGUCUUUUUGAGUUCAAAGACUCAUAUGGCGCAGGCUUGGGACAACAUCAGUUGUCAGGUGAUCGAAUAUUCUCGCCCACUGUCAAGGGAGGAUCGUCGCCUACAGUACUGGUGGGCCCGACAGCCAUCGAUGCAGCAUAAAUAUCUAUACUUCAAUGAGCCGGCACUUUCUCUAUUCCUUGAGGCUGGGGGUUCUCGAGCUCGUCUUGUUGAGACUUCCCAGCUUGGAGGAUUUAUUGCUGCGGUUAUGGAUAUCAUGUCAUGGGGCUUUCAUGUUGACAAAGUACUGAAUUUGUUCAUACGAAAGCCCCUCGAGGUCCAAGAGAUGAGGACACGACUACAGGUCCAAGGUCUCAUCAACCCCACUGGUCUUGCUCUCAUAGAUAGCGAGGCCUCUGUAUUCCGAAGACUUCUGUCGACCUUUAGGUACGACUAUCGUCUCUCCAUGUUCGUUGCGCUGGACUCGGAUGCUCAAGUCCGCCGGGUCAAGUUAGAACUGGCUACAAUGCAGAACCUUUGGGUGGCAAAUAUGAUUUCCAUCAAACCCGGUAUCACAACCACCAACAAGCUCUCUGCUGAGCUGUUCGAGGGUUGCCUAGGUCUAUCAAGCUCACUCGCGAGACGGGGAGUCUUGUGGUUGAAUCUAGGUCUCUUGAAGCAACACCUGUCUAACCCCGAUAAGUUCAAGGACUAUUUGGUGUUUAACCCGCGGGCCAAGGUUGUGGACAGACAGGUGGCUCAGAUGCUGAAGCUCCUCCCAGGACAGAGUGAAAGCAAUGAUCAGCGGUCUAUGUCAGAGGAAGUGGCUGUUCUAAGUGCCGAGCAAGAGCGUGUGCUUCAAAAGCAUCUCCUCCGAGCCUUUCUUUAUCAGCUUACUCUGACAUAUUACCCCAAAGUCAAUGGAACCAGAAAUGGCUCAAACGGAUUCUGCCACAAUCUGGUGUCCAGCAUGGCGAAAUGUGAUAUUGAGAUGCUCAAUACUCUCACAUUGAUCAACUUCAAAGCCCUCUAUAAAAAAGAGGGAAGUGAGGUUGCUUUUGGCAUUUGUCAUGGUCUUUUCAGGCCUGACGAAUCAAGACGUGUCUCAUGCAAGGAUUGGACCUUGAUUCCUGCUGAGACUGUUCACGAAUGGCUGUCGGAAGUGGCACCCGAGGGCAACAUAUUUGAAGUGUUGCACACUGGAAUUCAGCACUUCAAGACAAAUUAG